GCCCUGAGAGCUGCCUGACCGCGGCUUGCGAGGAGCACGCGCCUGUUGCGACCUCUUGCUACUUCGAGUCAGCUCCUCUUCGGGCCGCGUAGCUCGCGCGCGUCCCCCCGAGGUCGCCGCUCCGUAAUUUUGCCUCCUCCGCCGGUUCCGGACCGUACCGUGCAGAGCCCUUUUCUGACGAGCUCAUGAUGGACGAGGAUAGCGACGUCGUGCCAGACCUGAGGGACAUCGAGGCAAAACUGGGUCGAAAGGUCCCGGACAGUCUCAUUCGCUCUCUCGCAGGAGGAAAACAUCACGACGAGAAGCCGGCAGCGCCGCAUUUAGUGAACUGCAAAUUUUGCGCUAAUUCCGCGGACCUGAAAAGACUGGAGAGCAAGAUGCUCUUCCUGAAACAAGAGAUGGCAAAUCUGCGAGCCAUUGACGUGAAGCUGAUGCAGCAGCUAAUGUCAAUCAACGAGGGCAUCGAGUCCAUCCGUUGGAUGAUAGAAGACAAAGGAGGCGUUGCCAGCCAAGAUGGCAGCUUGACGGGCAGCUUGUACAGCCUUUCAGACAGCCAGGACGGUACCUCGCUGCGAGGCAGCUUCAACAGCUUGAAUGAUGGGAACAGUGACGGCCUAGAUGCUCUGUCUGUAGGUAGUUACCUGGACACUCUAGCAGAAGACCUCCCAGAUGACCCCUCACCUACGGACCUUGACUGCUUUGUGGAUAAAACUGUAAUUGACAGUGAUUCUUUCAGCAAAUCACCACUGAAACUCAGGGUGGAAUCAGAUGAAUACUACUGUUUUGGAUAAUGAUGAUAAACUAAACACGGUGGUUACAUAGACUACUGAGAUUUAUUGUGGGGAGAGACUUAAAAAUGUCUUCUUUACUUCGACAAAUGAUUACAGCUGUCAGGCUAUUUUUCCUACAUGCUUCACAUUUAUGUCAGUAUAGCUAACCAAAUAAGUCAUGUUACUUUUUACAUUGAAACCAUCUUCCUUAUGAUGUCGAUUUGACACACCUCAUCAAACAAUUGCCACUUAAUGUCACUCCAAAUUCAAGUGAAAACGUAUCUUUAUGUCUUAAUUUUUUAUCACAUAGAUUAAUUAAACAAAAUUUUUUCUAUUAUGCAGAAAGGCCGAAAGUCAUCCAAUACCUCAGCAGAGAUACCUCAGAGUACUUCUUAGCCUAAAAUUACCAAAGAAAGGCAGCAAAGCGAACAAUUUCCUUCUCUCCAUGGAACAUUCAACUUGGACUUUGUGUUAGGUCAACCAGAAUCAGAUGAUCUAAGUAAAGGAGUAGAUUAGGAUUUAGCAGCCAUUUAGAAAAUUGGACGUUUCAUGCUGAGUGAUUCAACAGCCUAAACUGCUUAAGGUAGCAAAGUGGUGAGUUGAAGUGUUACAGCAAGUGCAAUUUGCUUCCAUGCCAAAUUCUGAGCACUGCCUACUGUAUAUGUUAGCUUUUCAUUAUUUUUACUUAAAUGUUUUAACUGAUGCAAGUUCCUGAGAUAAACCCCACUCAGCAACUGUAGAAUUUAUGGCAAGUCUUACUCAAAAGAGAUUAGUUGCACAUUGAAAGCACAGAUGCUUGACUGAAAACCAAAGCAAUCUGAUUGUCUUAUAGAUAAUGUAGGCUUGAGGCAAAACCCUGUUAACACCAGAUGGGAGAUUUGUUGAUUGUGGACAUAAGUGAAGCACAUUUCCUUUGUGGGCACAUUUUAAAUCUUUGUUGUCUAAAAAAGGUUUAAUGAGAGCUAUACAUUGCUCUACAUAAAUGUGUUGUUAGUUUUAAACUCAUUAUGUUGAUUUAUUUGACAUUUGUAUUUUAUGCUGCCUGCUUUUGAAAAUGUUUUUUUUGAUUGCUGAUAACUUUGUUGUGGAAAUGAAAUAAUAUAUUGUAAUUUUCCUCCGGUUUA
Messenger RNA from Xiphias gladius (swordfish), 1894 nucleotides. Its product is annotated as leucine rich adaptor protein 1-like. Gene Ontology annotation, biological process: positive regulation of canonical NF-kappaB signal transduction. The coding region runs from base 186 to 791 and encodes 201 amino acids. The record is from RefSeq and is a predicted model, not a curated record. The transcript has 2 exons. Lineage: Eukaryota; Metazoa; Chordata; Actinopteri; Istiophoriformes; Xiphiidae.